GACGGCGCGCACGGCCUGGCGGACGCGCCCCUCGGCCUCCCGGGGCUGGCCGCGCCGCCCGGCCUGGAGGACAUACAGGCCAUGGAUGAACCGGGAAUGAGCCUCCUGGACCAGUCUGUGAUCAAGAAAGUCCCCAUGCCCUCCAAAGCCAGCUGCCUGUCAGCCCUCUCGUUGGCCAAAGACGGCUUGGUUGGCGGCAUCACCAACCCCAGUGAAGUCUUCUGCUCCGUGCCUGGCCGGCUCUCGUUACUCAGCUCAACGUCCAAGUACAAGGUGACGGUGGGGGAGGUGCAGCGGCGACUCUCACCUCCUGAGUGCCUCAAUGCCUCCCUCCUGGGUGGUGUCCUCCGCAGGGCCAAGUCCAAGAAUGGGGGCAGGUGCCUGCGGGAACGACUGGAGAAGAUUGGGCUCAACCUACCAGCAGGCCGACGGAAGGCCGCCAACGUGACACUGUUGACUUCACUGGUGGAGGGAGAGGCCGUGCACCUGGCCAGAGACUUCGGCUAUGUCUGUGAGACUGAGUUCCCAGCCAAGGCAGCCGCUGAGUACCUGUGCCGACAGCAUGCUGACCCUGGGGAGCUGCACAGCCGCAAGAGCAUGCUGCUGGCUGCCAAGCAGAUCUGCAAAGAGUUUGCAGACUUGAUGGCUCAAGACCGCUCCCCACUGGGCAACAGCCGCCCCGCACUCAUCCUGGAGCCCGGGGUGCAGAGCUGCCUGACACAUUUCAGCCUCAUCACCCACGGCUUCGGCGGGCCCGCCAUCUGCGCUGCCCUCACAGCCUUCCAGAACUACCUGCUGGAGUCACUCAAGGGGGUGGACAAGAUGUUUCUAAGCAGCGCAGGCAGUGGGCAUGGUGAGACCAAGACUUCAGAGAAGGACGCCAAGCAUCGGAAAUAA
Molecule: messenger RNA, 897 nt
Organism: Chinchilla lanigera (long-tailed chinchilla)
Lineage: Eukaryota; Metazoa; Chordata; Mammalia; Rodentia; Chinchillidae
Gene: Tfap2e
Product: transcription factor AP-2 epsilon (activating enhancer binding protein 2 epsilon)
Exons: 6
Biological process (GO): regulation of transcription by RNA polymerase II; anatomical structure development; regulation of cell population proliferation
Cellular component (GO): nucleus
Molecular function (GO): DNA-binding transcription factor activity, RNA polymerase II-specific; RNA polymerase II transcription regulatory region sequence-specific DNA binding
Source: RefSeq, a predicted model, not a curated record